UAAACUAUUUAUAGCUUUCUCUCCUGAAGCUCGAAGAAGAAGAGCCGAUUUCUUUGAAUCCUUACACUAUGAAGAAGCUCAUCUUCCCUUUUAUCCUCUGCUUCUCUCUCUAUCUAUCCUCGUUUUUCCGCCUUACGAUUGCCAGAGGCGGCGAACCGAGCCCUAAUCGUUCAGGUUUCGUCGAAAAUAGUUCUGUGGGUUCAUUAAGGCAAUUGUUGGAAGAAGACCACUUUCGGAAACUUGAAAAGUUAGCUCGUGGUUACAUGUCUAAUUCUGAAGUCGAGAAGGCUAUCAAGGCAUUUGUUGAUAGAUGUAGUCACAUAUCCAGGAUUUACAGUAUUGGAAAGAGUGUUCUAGGAUUUCCACUGUGGGUGAUGGAAAUUUCUGACAAGCCUGGGGAGGAGGAGGCUGAACCUGCUUUUAAGUUCAUUGGAAAUGUGCAUGGGGAUGAACCUGUAGGUCGUGAGCUUUUGUUACUCCUAGCAAAUUGGCUAUGCAAUAAUUAUAUGAAGGAUCCAUUGGCAACCUUGAUUAUAGAUAAGGUUCACCUUCAUAUACUUCCAUCAAUGAAUCCUGAUGGGUUUUCAUUACGAAGGCGUGGUAAUGCGAACAACAUUGAUUUAAAUCGGGACUUUCCGGACCAGUUCUUUCCUAUGAAUGAUGAUCUGGGCACGAGACAACCUGAAACAAAAGCAAUUAUAAGUUGGUUAAGAGAGAUUCGAUUCACAGCAUCUGCCAGCCUGCAUGGGGGAGCACUUGUUGCCAAUUAUCCAUGGGAUGGAACUGAGAAUAAACAGAAAAAUUACUAUGCAUGUCCUGAUGAUGAAACAUUCAGAUUCAUGGCUAGUUUAUACAGCCGCUCUCACUAUAACAUGUCUCUGAGCAAGGAAUUUCGAGGAGGAAUUACCAAUGGAGCAUUUUGGUACCCAGUAUAUGGCGGCAUGCAAGAUUGGAACUACAUACAUGGUAGCUGUUUUGAAUUGACCUUGGAGAUCAGUGACAACAAAUGGCCUGCUGCUAAUGAGCUUCCUACUUUAUGGGAGUUCAACAAAAUGAGUAUGCUAAAUCUUGUUGCAAGUCUGGUGAAGGAAUACAUGGAAGGAUAUUUUCAUCAGAUUGUGGAGGGCCUUUGCCUGCCUCUAUUGCAAUCAAGGGAAUAAAUUACUCCAUUAAAGCUAGCCAAACAUUUGCUGAUUAUCAUCGCUUGCUAGCUCCCGGAGAGAGAUACGAAG
Ilex paraguariensis (yerba mate) is the source of this 1232-nucleotide messenger RNA. Lineage: Eukaryota; Viridiplantae; Streptophyta; Magnoliopsida; Aquifoliales; Aquifoliaceae. The record is from the annotation of a GenBank genome assembly.